UCAAUCCAGAGACAGUCCGGUGGACUUAAGAGCUCGCGAACUUGGCUCCGUUUUAGCUUUAAUUCGGUUACACCUAGGUUGCUUUAAAUAAUAACUUAUUCAUUUUCAAAAUAGAUUUAAGAUAAGGAAGGCAAAUGCUGGAUAGUAAUUAUAAAUGUUUAUGAUGUUAAGACCAGUUUUUAAUUGGUUAUAAUUUUAUAAUUAGUAAAUUCAAACAAUUAAUCAAUUAUUAUUAGAUACAUUAAUUAUUUCUCUUUUUUUUUUUUUUUUUGGAAUAGCGGCAUUUUAAUAAAAUGUGGUCGUGUGUAGUCACAUCUAUAUUAAUUGUUUGCCUCCUCGCUGAAACAUCUGCUCACUCAUUUGAGACUGAGGAGGUUGUACCUGAACGGCUGACCGCACGACGAGUGGCCAAGAGGAGUGAAGAACAGCCCAGCUUCAGACUCGCUGCUUUCGGCAGGAAUUUCACACUGAAUUUGACACCGGACAGCACCUUUAUAUCGCCAGCGCUGAAGGUUUAUCGCAUCAAAGCAAAACCGCAAGAAAGACUUGAGUCAAGCAAGCUGACAGAUCUUUACAAGUCCUUGAAUCAAACUGAAGAGACUGGAGCAGAAUUAUUAAAAGGUUGUUUUUACACUGGCGCUGUUGACUCCAAUGAGGACUCUAUUGUUUCUGUCAGUUUAUGUCAUGGGAUUUUAGGAUCAUUUAUCACAGAUGGUAAAGAAUAUCUAAUCGAACCGAAACUUCUCGGCUUGGGAACAUCUGGAAAGUUAACUGAGCAGCUGCAUGUUAUUAAAAGAAGACAUUUUACAAAGUCCCCGCAGGUCUCUGAACCGCUGUCAGAUAUCAGAGAUGAUGAUCAGAAUUUGAUGUCUAGACGCAGGCGUUUUGUCUCUACGCCCAGGUUUAUUGAGACUUUGGUGGUCGGUGACGCUUCCUUGACGCAUUUCUAUGGAGACGAGAUCAAGCACUACAUGCUGACCUUGAUGUCAGUGGCUGCUCAGAUUUACAAGCAUCCCAGCAUUAAGAACUCAAUCAACAUAGUGCUAGUGAAGAUGCUGAUCGUGGAGGACGAAGAGGUUGGUCCGUCCAUCUCCAGCAAUGGAGGCGUCGCUUUGCGCAACUUCUGUGCCUGGCAACAGCUAUUCAACCCACCCAGCCACAGGCAUCCAGAGCACUUUGAUACAGCCAUACUUUUUACUAGAGAGGACAUCUGUGGACAUCAGAGUUGUGACACGUUGGGUGUAGCUGAUGUUGGAACCAUGUGUGACACCAAAAGGAGCUGUUCUGUUAUUGAAGACAAUGGCCUUCAGGCUGCUUACACUACUGCACAUGAGCUAGGCCAUGUUUUGAGUAUGCCGCAUGAUGACACUAAGAACUGUGAGCAGCUUUUUGGACAUCUUGACGAGCACCAUAUCAUGGCCCCUGUAUUCACUCAGCUCAGUAAGACCUUGCCUUGGUCCCCCUGCAGUGCUUUGUACGUCACAGAGUUUUUCGACAAUGGACAUGGAGACUGUUUACUGGACACCCCUGAGACGAUAGUGGCUUUACCCACUGAGCUGCCAGGCGUAACUUACAGCCUGGACCGCCAGUGCCAACAGAUAUUUGGAGAGGAGUUUUCACAUUGUCCCAACACCUCAGCCAACGAGGUGUGCGGACAGCUCUGGUGCCAGCAAGAAGGGCAGUCUGUGUGCACAACCAGGAAUGGGAGUCUUCCCUGGGCAGACGGCACAAGCUGUGGCCCCAACAGGACCUGCCUGAACAGUGUAUGCAUGUCCUCUGAGGAAGUCAUGAGGCCUAAGCCGGCUGUGGAUGGUGGCUGGGGUGAGUGGGGACCAUGGCAACCGUGUUCCAGAUCAUGUGGAGGUGGAGUGAUGUUCUCCUACCGAGAGUGCACCCGGCCAUCUCCUCAAAAUGGUGGAAAAUACUGUGUGGGCCAGAGAGUGAAAUAUCAGUCCUGCAACAAACAGGCCUGUGAGAAUAACCGAGGAAAAAGUUUCAGAGAGGAACAAUGUGAGAAGUACAACAAUCCAAAUCACUUUGAUGUUCAUGGAAAUGUGAAGCAGUGGAUACCCAAAUAUACUGGAGUAUCGUUGCGGGAUAGGUGUAAACUCUUUUGCAGAGCAAGGGGCAGCAGUGAAUUCAGAGUGUUUGCAGCUAAAGUAAUUGAUGGAACCCCAUGUGGUCCAGAUACCACAUCAUUUUGUGUGCAAGGCCAGUGUAUCAAAGCCGGUUGUGAUCUGGAGAUCGAUUCUAGUAAGAAGCUGGACAAAUGUGGCGUAUGUGGAGGAAAUGGCCAGAGCUGCAGGAUGAUAUCUGGCUCAUUCAAUAAAGUCAUCCAUGGAUAUAGGGACAUUGUGACAAUUCCAAGUGGAGCCACUAAUAUUAACAUCAAACAGCAGAGCCAUGGAAGUAUACCACAUGAUGGGCAUUACCUGGCUGUACGAAGAGAAAAUGGUGAUUAUAUCUUGAAUGGCAACUUCUCUGUAACCACAGUGGAGCAGUAUAUUCCAGUGCUGGGGGCUGUGCUGAAGUACAGUGGCUCAUCCACUACAUUGGAGAGACUUCAGAGCUUCCACCAGCUACAGGAACCAAUCACAAUACAGCUACUCUCCACUGCUGGGGAAUCCAUCCCACCGAAGGUCAAAUACAACUUCUACAUCCCCAAAACCAUAUCUUUUGGCAAACCCAAAGACAAAAAGAUUGCUGGCAAACUGAUUCAUCCUUUUGGGGUGCCACAGUGGGUCUCGGGCGAGUGGUCUGAAUGCUCCAAAACGUGUGGUUCAGGAUGGUCCAGGAGAAAUGUGGAAUGUAAAGACAAUGCUGGUUUCUAUUCAAACCACUGCAAUAAAGAUCUCAGACCCUCUGAUAUCAGGCCCUGUGCAGACCUGCCAUGUCCCAUAUGGCAAAUAGGCCCUUGGUCUUCAUGCUCACAAACUUGUGGCCAUGGGGACCGCCAGCGUAGGAUUCUCUGCAUUGAUUACGCUGGGAAGCUUGUGGAUCCGAAGAACUGUGACCCUGCCAAGAAACCUGAAUCAGUAUCUGAAAAGUGUUUCUACCAAGAAUGUUGAGGACAUCAUGUAGGCUUUCAAAUUUUUCAGAGGUGAUAAGACGCUCCUGAAACAAUAUAAAGAUUAUCAUUUGACCGUGCACAGGUUGGAGCUGGAAAUAUUCAGCUUUAGAUGGAAAAUUGGUUGAGCUUUCAUGAAUUUUGCACGGACUGAUCACUUGGGGUUUGGUUUUCCAGAUAUAUAUAUAUAUAUAUAUACAGU
Molecule: messenger RNA, 3269 nt
Organism: Cyprinus carpio (common carp)
Lineage: Eukaryota; Metazoa; Chordata; Actinopteri; Cypriniformes; Cyprinidae
Product: A disintegrin and metalloproteinase with thrombospondin motifs 8-like
Biological process (GO): extracellular matrix organization; proteolysis
Molecular function (GO): zinc ion binding; metalloendopeptidase activity
Source: RefSeq, a predicted model, not a curated record